Molecule: messenger RNA, 7110 nt
Organism: Carassius gibelio (silver crucian carp)
Lineage: Eukaryota; Metazoa; Chordata; Actinopteri; Cypriniformes; Cyprinidae
Product: RIMS-binding protein 2
Exons: 24
Coding region: 310-4557 (1415 amino acids)
Biological process (GO): neuromuscular synaptic transmission
Molecular function (GO): protein binding
Source: RefSeq, a predicted model, not a curated record
UGUUGCAAAAAGCAGGUUAUGCAUCUUUCAGAAAAGAUACACACCAUGGAGAACAGGCAGUUUCUCUCUCCCUCUUUCUCUUUAAUUUUGCACACUGUCUCACAUUCACACUUUGUUCCACCUUGGAGAAAAUGUCGAGGUCUCACUCGCACUCGAUCUUUCUGUAGCCUACCGGUUAACUUGUCAAAAUGUAACAGAUGUAACAGAGCACACAGUUUUCCUUAACAUUGAGUUGGGCUGCUGUCAACAGGCCCUCAGUACGAGAAGAAGAAAAGACCAGCAGACAUCCAACAAAAAGUGUUGUAGGAGAUGCGAGGUCAAAGGAUUGACGUUGAGCAGCUUCUCAGGCAGUCACAGUCUGAACUGCUGUGGAUCCAGCGACAGCUGUCAAUCAUAGCAACAGGAGAUGCCAAUCACGCCAGGGCCCGAAAGAAGCUGAAGCAGGAGGCCCAGCCGUUCCACCUGGCCUCUCACGCAACUCACCAUGUGAAUCGCUGUCGCCUCCUAGAGGAUAAGAACAGAGCUCUUCAAAUAGAGCUAGCCACUCUCAGACAGCAGAAACGGCAACACAGAUCUCUGGAGUCAGAGGUCAACGAGCGGAGGAAAAGGUGUCAGAUCCUUGAGAGAGAAGUGAAGAAUAAGGCAUUAGAAUGUAAGACUUUGAAGAAUGAGCUUCAGGAUGCUUUGCUGGAGAGAAAACGGCUCAAUCGUGAGCUGCUUAGUCACACCCUGAAGGCCACACAGUAUGAGAAGGUAAAGUCUGAUUAUGAUCAGCUCAGGAAGGCUUUUGUUUGUGUGAGUCAAGAGAGAGACGCUGCCAGGCAGGAGAAGGCUCAGCUCCAAGACAAACUGGAGAACCUUGAACAGGUCCUUAAGCAUAUGCGAGAGGCUGCAGAUCGGCGGCAGCAACUGGAGGCAGAGCAUGAGAAGGCCUUGGCUUUCCUCAGCUCCAGACAGCAGGAGAUCAAUCUUCUACAGAAGGUUCAGGUUGAAGCUGAAAAAGAGCACGAAGAAGUGGUGCAUCUGCUAGAGGUCAAGGUUCAUGACUUAGAGCAGAAAUGCCGGACACAGAGUGAGCAGUGCAACAUUUUGUCGAAAGAGCUGGAGAAAUAUCACCUGGGGUCAGACGCGGAGGAUACACUCAACACUGACUCACAGGAGAAAAACUUGUGCAACAGUUACAACAGCCUGCAGCGCCAGGCAAAAAAAGGUGAUGAGAGAUCUGACAGAUCUCCACUGGUCUCAGAACUGCUCAUAGUACAGCAACACAAGAGAGACAAGCCCACCGUCCAAACCCAGAGUCGAUCCAGCAGCCCCAUGCAAGCAUCCCUCUCAGAGAUGGACAAUGAGGUGAGCCCAGCUCCGAGGUCCAAGACAAGAUACACAGGCCAGGUCCGUCUCUGCACUGCCCGAUACAGUUAUAAUCCCUACGAUGGACCUAAUGAGCAUCCAGAAGCAGAGCUCCCUCUUGUGGCAGGGAAGUAUUUGUACGUAUAUGGAAACAUGGACGAUGAUGGAUUUUAUGAAGGAGAGCUCUUGGAUGGCCAGCGUGGCCUGGUUCCCUCUAAUUUUGUGGAGUUUGUCCAGGACAAGGAAAAGCCAUCUAUCGAGGGUGGAGAGGAGCAGGGCAGGCUGGAGCAGAGCUGUCUGAGCCUGGCAACCAUAGAUGGAGGCGCUCCUCUGGACAGCCUAAGCAGCGACGCUCUCAGCCACUGCAGCAACGGGACAGGCGCUCUGGAUGGAGAGGAGCUGAGUGAUGACAUCGUGCCUUACCCCAGGAAGAUAAACCUGAUCAAACAGCUGGCAAGAAGUGUGAUAGUGGCCUGGGAAGCACCUCUAGUGCCCCUUGGCUGGGGCAACAUCAACUGCUACAAUAUCUUAGUGGAUGGAGAAGUACGUUCCUCGGUGCCAUUUGGAGGCCGGACCAAACUGCUUCUCGAAAAGCUGGACCUGGCUGCCUGCACAUACCGUGUGUCGGUACAGAGCGUGACGGACAGGGGGCUCUCUGAUGAGUUGCGCUGCACCGUGCUGGUGGGCCGCAAUGUUGUGGUGGCACCCACCCAUCUGCGCAUGGAUGAUAUUUUACGUGACUCUGCUGAACUUUCGUGGCUGCCUAGUGAUAGUAACUACAGCCAUGUUGUGUACUUAGAUGGUGUGGAGCAUGCUGUGGUUAAGCCGUGCUCUUACAAACUGCGUUUUGUGAACCUGAAGGCCGCCACAGUGUACAAAGUAAAAGUGUUGGCCAAACCUCACCAGGUGCCCUGGCACAUGCCUCUGGAACAGAGAGAGAAGAGAGAGGCUGGGGUGGAGUUCUGCACCCAAGCUGCAGGACCCCCUCUGCCUCCUCAAGAAGUCCAGGUCCAAUGUGGACAAGCCCCCGGUGUCCUCCAAGUUCGUUGGAAGCCACCUCCAAUGACACCCAUGGGAACCUCCAAUGGUGCAAAUGUCAUUGGCUACGCAGUGUGCACUAAGGGUCAGAGGAUUGCUGAGGUGUUGUAUCCACUGGCAGACUAUGUGGCAAUAGAACUGAACCGUCUCCAGUGCUUGGAGGCCCGUGAGGUUAUUGUCAGGACUUUAUCAGCACAAGGGGAAUCUCAAGACUCCCAUGUCGCCAUCAUUCCAAACCACCUGCUGGUGCCUCUUCCGAAAACCCUUCCUCCUUCUCACCACAUACAGUCACCUCUCCCACCCCAGCAGUCCCAGCCAAUUGCUCCUCAUCCCCAAAUCCGGGCCCUUCCCCCUCACCCUGGACUACAACCACCCACCCAUCUCCAACCCCUUCCUGUUCACCCCAACCAGCCCCCAUCUCAUGUCCAUCCUCACCGUAUGCCCCACCCCACACAGCCCUCUCCACCACACCCCAUCCCUCAACCCCAGCCCACCAUCUCAAUGCCCCAGCCUCAGACAUCCAUGCCUAUGCCUCAGCCCCAACAGCCCAUGGCCAUGCCCCAACCCCAGCCGACCAUCCCCAUGCUUCAACCCCAGCCAGCUAUCCCGAUGCCCCAGCCUCACAUUCCCCAACUGUCCCUUCCCCAAUCCCAAAGACCACUAAGUGCCAGAGAGCUGGAAACCAAAGAGCCAGGGCCUGGAAUGCUUCAUCAUGGAGGGGGCCCACCUCAGCCAUGGGAGCCUGGCUGCUCCCCAUCAGGCAUGCCCACAGGCCUGCCACAUGGACACACCCUGGAUGCCCCGGCCUGCCCGAACCGCCGCUCCCCGUCACCUCAAAGGAUCCUCCCCCAGCCCAGGGGUACACUCAUUCCUGACACUGUGGCCAAGGCUAUUGCCCGAGAGGCAGCCCAAAGAGUGGCUGCAGAGAGUGGACGGAUGGAGAUGAGAAGCCAGGGCUUUCACUCUCAAAAUUCAGAUGAGGAAGAGGAUGAGGAAAGCUUUCAGGCCCGCAGAAGAGGAGCAUCUGUGGAUGACUUCCUCAGGGGCUCAGAGCUGGGCAGGCAGUCUCUUUACAGUCAAAGCGAAGAGUAUCAUACAGAGAGCAGUCGAGGCUCGGACCUCUCGGACAUCAUAGAAGAGGAAGAGGAGGAGUUGUACUCUGAAAUGCAGCAUGAAGAAGGCAGGCGACGAAACUCCCACAAUGCACUCAAGACCGGAGGCAGCACUCCAUCUUCGAGUCAUCUGGAUCGGGAAUCAUACCGGAAGCCAUCUCACCGAGAUCCUCAACCUCAGCGCCGCCCCCUCACGGUCCCCUCCAUUGAUGGAUACCGGGACCGAAGCCGCCGCUCUCCCCCGUACUAUGAUGAGUCUGAGCAGGAGGAUCUGUUUCGAAUCUUUGUGGCACUCUUUGACUAUGACCCUCUCUCCAUGUCCCCUAACCCUGAUGCAGCUGAUGAGGAGCUCCCUUUUAAAGAGGGACAGAUAAUCAAGGUGUAUGGGGAUAAGGAUAAUGAUGGCUUUUAUCGUGGGGAGAUCCGGGGCAGGUCUGGACUUAUUCCCUGUAACAUGGUGUCGGAAAUCCGUGCAGAGGAUGAUGAAACUAUGGAGCAGCUCAUGAAACAGGGAUUCCUCCCUCUCAACACUCCUGUAGACAGAAUAGAACAAAAUAAAAGAGGUCGCCACCCAGUGGCCACAAGACGCAUGGUGGCCCUGUAUGACUAUGACCCCAGAGAGAGCUCCCCAAACGUGGAUGUAGAGGCUGAACUGACAUUCUGUGCUGGUGAUAUUAUUGCUGUUUUUGGGGAUAUAGAUGAAGACGGCUUCUAUUAUGGUGAGCUUAAUGGACAUCGAGGCUUGGUUCCAUCCAAUUUUCUCGAAGAAGUGCCUGAUGACGUGGAGGUCUAUCUGACAGACACUCCAUCCCACCACGGUCAGGACGAGCCCGAUUCAGUCCCGGCACUGCGCCCAGAGACCAAACGGGUGCCUGUGGAAAGUACAGUGUCGGCUCCGCCCCCUGGAAGACCCGCCUCUCCCACUGUGCGUCCUUUGCUUCCCGUUGGCCCAGUCAGGCCGCUGAGCCCCGCCAGGGGUCCACGAGACCUGGCAUCUAAAAAGAAAAAAGGACUGCUCUCUAAGGGGAAGAAUCUGCUCAAAAAGUUCUCAAAGUAAAAGUAUGAGAUUGAUUUCAAAUUCAUAUGGCUACAACAGCAUACAGAUUUCUCUCUCAAAAGGGAAACAACCAAUCCCCAGUGUUUCGGAAAAGUCUACCGUGAUUUUUUUUUCUCUCUCUCUCUCUCUCUCACACACACACACACACAAAAUCUAAUCUAAACGGCUUUCACAUUAACAUGCCACAUACAUAUUCUGAAAAAGAUCUAAUAUCCAGAUGAAAAGGAAUGGUGUAUAUAAAGAUGUCACUCUUGUGUCAGUGAGCUUGCUAAUUGGCUGUCAGAAUGAAAGCAUCGAUUCAUACUGUGAUGUAGAGGACAAAGAGAUAUUAUUAAUAUUUAAGGAAUUCCUUCAAUUAUAAUUUUCACAUUUCAAAUCAAAGUGCUGGAUUUUGAAUGAAAUAUUUAAUCUCAUCGAUUUUAAAGUUUGGUAUAGCACUUUAAAUAUGGUCUGACAUUGUCAGUCAAAUAGCGCUAAAUGAUAAAGAACCUCCAGACCAUAUUAAGUACAUUAGCCGGAAACAAGCAGGACCACAAUCAAAAGAAGUAUGUCCAUAGGAAGAUGUGUAAUUUGCAAAAUGGCAUAACUGACCGGAACAGUUUAUGAGCAAAUCCUUUUAAACAUUGCUGUGGCCUUCAUCUAAACUCAGUAAGUACAGUAUAUUACAUCUGAUGUUUCCAUACAUCAGUCUUUGCCAAGUAUCCUCCCCUUCACUUGCUCUAAGAUCUCCCCUUCCUGCGUUAAUCAAGAGAAUGACUCUGAAGUUAUAAAAAUACAAUGAAAAGUUUCUGUGUUUGCCUUUCAAUGCACAAUUUGGUGUGUUUUGGUGAAUGGCUUGUGUGUGUGUGUGUGUGUGUGUGUGUGUCUCCCCUCUGCAUACAUGUUCGUGCAACCCCGUACAACUGAAAAGGGACAAAUGUUGUUAUAAACUUUUGUGAUAAUGUGACGUGCUGCUAAUUACAAGUUGUUUCCUGUUCCUUUCAGUAAGGGUGGUGUCGUCUUCAGAAGAAGAAAUAUUUCAGAAAAGAUGGUGUCUAUAGGUGUCUCCUCGAAUUUCACUUUCUAAGGGCCAGUUUACACAGAAUGCAUUAUUGUGAUGUUUUUUUUAAAAAAUAUAGAUAUUUUCAAUGUAAACAUGCGAAAGACUGAUGUUUGACACUCAUUCUCGUUUUUUUUUUUUUUUUAAAGCAAACGCAGCUUGACUACAUGCAUAGAAACACUGUGUUCUUUGCCAAUCCAUUUUAAACACAAGAAUGCUUUCUGUAUAAACGGAUUUUCAAUGCGAAAAUGACGUUUCUGUCAUUAUUUCUCAUUCUUCCUCUGUGGAACAUAAAAGAAAAAUAUUUAGAGAAAUUUCUCUCACUCUCUCUUUAGUCCCCACAAUGGAAAACUUCAGAUGCCAACAUUCUUCAAAAUAGGCUUGUCUUCUUUUAUAUUUCACAGAAGAAAGAAGUCAUACAGGUUAGAACGACACUUUCAUUUUUGGGUAAACAACCCUUUAACAACCCUGGUUUACACAAAUGGGUCAUGGCUGUUUAUGAGAACAUCAUCUAUAGGCCUAAAUGACAUAUCCUUGCCACUGUUAUCAUUGGCUGUUUUUCCUGAGGUCUUUGCUUGCUAUGGUAGAAUCAAACUCUUUAUAAUACAUAUUCUCAGCUACCAAAAUACAGGUUAAGUAAUACCCUCAGGCAAAACUACCUAUGAUGGCUCAGUUGUCUCAAGCUAUAAUCUAGUAGUUUACAUUAGGGGUGAAAUCAACACGAAACAUCUUGCCCCUGCAACUGGAAAUGCGAGGUAGAGCCAACAUUUGGUGGCAUCACACAAUAAUGUGGCCAGUUGGAUUGCACUCUUGAAUGGUUUGAUCCAGGGUAAAUACUGUGUGUGUUACAGUUUUUUUUUUAACUUUAAAAAAGAUUAUAAUAAAAGUAUACUAUAUUUAAGCAUUUUAAUUAAACAUUAAGACAUUAAUUUGUGGUGAAUGGUAUUUAUUUGUUGUAGACGAAAAACAUGGAGGGUUCUAAUAAUAAUAAUAAUAAUAAUAAUAAUAAUAAUAAUAAUAAUAAUAAUAAAUGGUUGGAUAGCCAAAAAGAAUGUAUGAAAUGUUCAGUUGCCUGUAUAGCUCGCAACAUCAUUUUGCCAUAAAAAUAAAUAAAUAAAAUAAAAGAGAUUACAUAUAUUUUAAUUUAACAGAAAUAUCUCUAAUAUUAUCAUGAAUCCCAAGUGUUUGUGACUGGAUGUUAUAAGUGUUCAUUUCUCGGUUACGCUUUUGUACACCAUUUGUAGAUAAUUUAUAAAUGUUUAUACUUAAUUUAAGGAUUUUAAGACUUUUUUUUUAGUUCUUUAAGAUUUAAUAUUCAACAGUGUAAGUGUUCUCCGUGGUGUCUUCAAGAAAAGAUGCUCAAGACUGCAAUUCCGUGCUUGCUCUGUGAAUUAAAGAGAAAAAAAGAACGUGUUGGUCUAUAUUUACUGAUAUGGACUACUGUGUGGCUGUGCAUGUGUAGAACUGUGUAAAAUAUACAUUUUCUAUGAAAAUAAAUGUGAUAUUUUUCAUAA